UCUAUCUCAUAAAGUCUAUCCUUCGCAAAACCUGUCGGCAAAACAUGUUAUCCAAAUAAAUUCCAAAACACCCACAUGUGAAGCUCUUCGGAAUUCGUCUUUAAUGUAAACUGCACCUUACAAUCGAGCGAUAAUUGUCACUGUUUUGGUUCCAAGCCAUUGUGCGUUCAUUGGGCUUGUUACUGCCACUUGGGCCGCACCGCUUGCGCUUGGCAUCGCGACGCCGCGAAUUAUUAUGUUAGGUAUAAAAGGCUUGAACCGGCUUCAGACUGAUUUGAGAUUCUGUUAUUGAGCACAUAGAGGCUAUGAUAGUUCCCUCAGAACACACAUUUAUUUGUUGUCGUUUGUGUCUUCAGAACUCCUUCUGGUGAAUCCAGGAAUGGCCAUUACUGUGUACUAAAACAAUGGAAUGUGAAGUGACAAUUUGAAAUGUGGGUUGUUAACAAAAAUUGUGUUAAAACUCGUGAGUGCGUAACCUUCUGAUAAUGAAUGACAUUAGAUAGUGUGUGGUUGUUGGUGUUGCUUUAAUUAAAUUCUGGAGAUGACUUCAUUCGUCAUUAACAAGGACUCGUGCCGCCUGGUGGGCGGGUCCAAGUUCUACGAGGUGAUGGACGGCGGGGCGUCGGCCGACGACUCCACACCCUCGCCCACUGAGAAGCACGACCACAUGAAACCCAUCGAGAGCGACGAUGAAGUAUCCGACGUGGACCAAGAAUGCACGGUGUUCAGCGGCGUCAGCUACCUGGGCGCGCAGAACAUCGCGGACCCCAAGAACGAGAACGACAUCCAGCGCAUCAUGAAGGAACUCAGCUCCAUGCCCGAGAGCCGGGAUGGCAUCGCCGUCUCUAUCUCCAUCCCUGUGUGCUCGCAGGGGCUUGUUGUGUUGUACCAGGCGGACACGAACAGCGUGAUGACGCGGUACUCUGUCAACCGCAUAUCGUUCUACGCGCGCGGCGCGGCGGGCUCGCCUGUGGCGGCAUGCUUCGCGUUCACGUGGUCGCACGGCGAGACCAAGGAGUCCGCCGUCUACCGCUGCCAUGUGUUCCGCUGCCACAUCGCCGAGGCCGUCAGCCAGGUCUCCAGUUGCUUCGCGAAAGCGUUCGAGCGCAUUCCUCGCUCGAUGGCGUCUUCCCUGGUGGGCGAGCUGAGCGCGGCGCCGUCGAUGACGGGGUCACUGACCGAGGGCGCCGGGGUGGCGCCCAUGCAACUCAUGCAUGUCCUGGAGUGCACCGUGGAUAUUAAGGAGAGCGAUGCUAAGGGUACAUUCAGCCACGUGCCGAAGGAACGUCUCGGGUUCAAGCUGCGCGGGGGCAUAGACAAACAAGUGACGAUCACAGUACAACAGGUCACCAACAACGCGCCCGCUGACCACGACGAUCCACAGAGUGGGACCACAGGUGGAUUGUUUAUUGAACGCUGCUUUGGCAUCCUACUAGCACCGGGGCGCAGCGUGAAACAUUCCGACAUGAGGUUGCUUGAAAUGGUGAGCGGAUCAUCAGGUGGGUCCGGCUGCUCAGUGUGCGCGCUGUGGAACGCGGGCGAGUCCGCGCUAGCGGCGUUCAACGUGGCCAGCGGCGACGGCGCACCUGCGUACAUGUCGCUGGCGCUCGACCUCGUCAUCCGGGGCAUUCCUGACCCCUUGAGAUUGGUGGUCGAGUGUCCGGUGAAAAUAUUUCCUCCCACCGAGAGGUUCUGGUACUACUCGAAGAGGCCGCUCGUGCAGCAGUUUUACAUCAAUCUCAAAGAGUGUGUAGACCCACUGGGGGUGCUCCAGUACGAGGUGGCGAGCGUGGAGACGUCGGGCGAGCUGGACCGCUCGCGGCUGAACCUGCCGCUGUCGCUGUCCAGCCUGCUGCCCUCGCCGCUGGCCAGCGCGCCGGCGCCGCCCUCGCCUUCCGAGCCGGACUCAGAUGGGGAUGAACCACUCCUGAGUGGUACGGGCGAGGUGUCGAAGGACUGUGGUGAAGAUGUGCUAGUCAACUGGGCUCAAGUUCUCAGAAGUUGGACGGGCCCCCGCCCUCGCGCCCUGACGCACCUGGUGCGCGUAGGCGUGCCCGAGGCGCUGCGCGGCGAGGUGUGGCUGCGGCUGGCGGGCGUCGACCAGAACGACCGGCUCAUGGACACCUACCGCACGCUCAUCAGCAAGGUGAGGAACUGGCAGGACUGCCCAUUCGAGGCAGUGAUCCAACGCGAUAUAGCACGAACAUUCCCAGCGCAUGACUUCUUCCGUGAGGCGGGGGGUUUAGGACAAGACUCUCUGCUACGUAUGGCGCGCGCAUACGCCGUCUACGACAUCGAGGUCGGCUACUGCCAGGGACUCAGCUUCCUAGCCGCCACACUACUGCUGCAUAUGCCAGAAGAGCAAGCGUUCUGCCUGCUCGUGCGUCUGAUGUACGACUAUAAGUUACGAGAGCUGUACAAAGAUGGCUUCGAGGCGCUCUACAUGCGGCUGCAUCAACUCGACAGGCUUAUGGAGGAACAACUAGCAGACCUACGCGCGCAUUUCCAAAUGCUGGGCAUCGAACCACACAUGUUCGCGUCACAAUGGUUCCUUACAGUGUUCACUGCGAGAUUCCCGCUGCCACUGGUGUACCACAUCUUGGACGUGUUUUUGCUGCAAGGCGUGGACACGUUGUUCCAAGUGGCGAUGGCGCUGCUCUCUCGCUCCAAGAAGGAUCUGCUGCUCCUCGACUUUGAGGGUGUCCACAAAUAUUUCAGGGUGACGCUACCAAAGAAAUGUCGCGCAGAGGAGGCAUCCAGGCAGAUAGUGAAGCUGGCGUGCAGCAUCAAAGUACGGCGGCUGCAAAAGUACCAAGCCGAAUACGAGAAGCUAAUCAAAGAGGCGGCCGAGAAGGAGAUAAUAAACGUAGAACUGGAAAAGUUAAAGCAAAUAAACACACAGUUACAACAAGACAAACAGUUGCUUGAAACACAGCUGGACGAGACUCGCACGUCGCUUGACGAAGCCAAGAAGAACGCGACUCACUUCGAGGCGGUGACUAACGACUAUCGCGAGAUCUGUGCGCGGUUGGACAAACAACUACAUCAAAUACAGGACACCGUUAAAGACUGCGCCGCCUGCACGCUCAAGCUCUCGCAGAAAGAUAACAAAGAAGAAUCAGAACAAAAAGAAGGCGAGGAGAAAAUUGAAGGCGCAAGCGAUACAGAAGCGCGACUGCGGCAGCGCGUGCGCGACUUGGAAUUGGAGCUGGCUCAGGUUAAACUGGCUCAUGUUCAGGCACAGUGCAGCAAUCAGGAAUUAAGUCAUCAAUUGAACACGGCGCUGAAUGAGAUGCAGACUGCUAUGAAUCAGAAACAAGCUGACACGCCGUGGCUCGUGCGUACACUCGGUUCCAUCAUGGAAGCAGCACAGAACAGGCCGUCAUUCCAAACGUACCUACCGAAUAUGAACCAAGAACCGCAGUCUCCCUCGCUACAGAAACAACACUCACAAAGCCCGCAGAGUCUCGACAGACGCGUGUCCGACCCGUACAGCCCGGACGUCGUGCGGAGGAAGAAGGAUCUCAAUACCAAGAGGCACUCGAUGCUCGUCGAAUCCAACCUCACCAAGGAGGCAAAGGAUCUAAACCGACGGAGCCACGACGUGACGAACGCGGCCAUCGUAAAAAACCUCUCGAUGGGUUGACACCAGCGUUCCAUUUCCAAAUUCUGGAUAGCAUGAGACUCGUGGCGUUUGUAUAUUUAUCUGUUAAGUGUGCUUGAAAAUACCCGUCAUUGUUUAGUCGCCCAUUCACAUGUACACAACAUGCGACGUUGUGCAUACUCACAACGUUAUUUCGCAUCUAUUUCUCUUGCGUAACAAUAAAUCAUAUUACAAAUGUAAUCGUAUAAUUAGUUUUAAUAUACUCAAUCACAUUAUGUAUUAAUAUUUAGUAGAACACGAAAAUAUAGAAUCCCUAUUUGUGAACAUGCGUAUGGACGGCUUAAACUGAGAUAAUAGUCUGCAAUGUGCACAUAACCGUAACACUAGUCAUUGUAAGGUAGUAUAAUACAAGCACGUUAUGCGUAUAUAUGUUGACCUUAAAAGAUUUCGUACGAUCCUUUCUGGCGCUUAAUACCAAAAAGUCGCAUAGGCUGAGUGUUUAAUGUUUCCAUUGCCUUUCAAACUGAAGUGAAACAUUGUUUGCCGGUAUGUGUAGCGCCGAACAACCUGUUCCCUGAUGAAGCCAGUAUGUAUAAACACAUGUAACUUCAUACUUAUUUAACUGCACGAUUGUAACCUAGAUUAUAUUUACACCUUGGUUAUUAAAGGAUGGUUGUGUAGGUGAGGGCACAAGAGAUUGUUACUGCAUUUUUAUGGCAGAUUAGUGCACCUUAGGAAUGUGCUCUGUUGCCUUCGUUUCGUCUGCGUUCGCUAAACGAGCACCUCGUAAAGGUGAACGCGUACCUAGACAGAUUAAAUAAUAAUAUAAAAUGCAAUGAGUCGGUGGGUGCGGCCCCUGCGGCGCGUCUCGGUGCGCGGCCACCUUUAGGACUCGAGGAACGACAUAGCACGAGUGCCUUGGGAAGAAUAGGUUUAAGAUACGAUCCUUAUUAUUAUUUUAGCGUGUUUAUUUCCGUUCAGUAUUUAAUAGAGUUCUCGAAUAGUUGGUUAAGAUUGUGUUUCGGCAAAUAGAAGUGAAAAGUUUUGAUAAUAUAAUAUUAUGCAUGUACUGCCUCAGGGCUAAAAUUAUCCUUUCACACUUAAAAAACAUACAUACAUUAAAUCACGGCAGAGCAAAUAAUUAAUAAAAAAAUAUAUAUGAAAUAAGUUACAACGAAUAAACGUUCUAAAUCCCGUCAUUUCAAAGACUCAAUUAUGAGAUGCAAAAUUAAACGACGAUUAACGAUCUACAUAAACGCACUUUAAAUAGUCAAACAAUAUAUCUGUGGCCACAAAAGAAAUAUUUUAAAAGAAUGGAAGGCGAUUUAAAACGUCCCACAGUCUACAUUGUGUUGCAGAUUAUGCGACGAUGACCACUUGCGCAGGUGUAAUCUGUGAGCUCUUCAAAUUAAUUCAAUAAUUAAAAUGGCGACUAGUCUCGUUUUACGUCAUCACUAAUUUCGGUGUAGCAUUCUCCAUUCUUGUCCAAAAAAGUCUAAUUCUUUCACUCGUUAAUCUGUUCCAUGUAGGCUCUUCUUGGUCUUCCCCUUCCAUCGUUUUGCAUAAAGAGCUAUAUAACAUAAAUAUUGCAAAAAAUACCUCAAAUCUAUUACUUUCCGUUUUAGUUAGGCCUUACGAGGUUUUUGUACUCAGUGGCGGCCCUAGGGCGCGGUGCGAACGCUUUUAGGGAGGCGCUAGGAUCAACCAAGACGGGACCAAUGGCUGGCAGCCCCGGAUCUGCAGGAGUGUAACUGGAUUGGGCACACCUGCCCUGUGAAUUAGACCUCUUAGCGGCCACAUAAAACUCAUACAUUUAAUGGGUGGUCGUAAACGACAUUUUAAAAGAUUUAAUUAGGUAUGGGUCCAAAAAAGCUACAGAGUGGGUUCCUGCAAGUGCUGUCAGACGUCGGGGAAGGCCACGGAAAAGAUGGCGCGACGAGUUAGACCGCUUCUCGAAACGGUGGCGCGAACAAGCUGGGAACAGGGAGGAGUGGAAGAAGGGAAGAGAGGCCUUUGCCCUGCAGUGGGACAUUGAGGGCUAUUAAUAAAUAAUAAUUAGGUAUAUUUCGGUGGCCUAAUCGAAAAAACUGUGUUUUGAAGUCUGGCACCACCUGAAUAAUUUGCUAGAGACGCCACUGUUUAUACUCGUAAUACAUGCAAGUAAAUAAAACGUCAAAUCUAAAUUAUGAAGCAAGCCUUACCAAACCAGACCUUAUUUAGAGGCACAUAAAAGACUUAGAAAAUCGAGGAAACAACCUUAUGAACGUCGAAAAGUUACUCCUAUUUGAAAUGUUUAUUUAUUCCUAGAUAUUAGUGGAUCUUAUGAUUGCUUAUGAUAUUUUUCUUAGUUUUUAUUUUAUAAUGUGUCUGAAAAGAUAUCGUGUUUAAGGUAAAAUUUAUAAAAGAACGGCACAUGAAACCGACAGGUGACGAAAUUUAUUGCUUAUGCUAGUAACGCUACAAUUUCAACUGAUUCCACAUGAGCUGGAAUCUUGCUUGGAUGUUAGAUUCCGUUUAUUACAUAAAAGUCCGUUAAUAAGGGUAUCCUAUAAACCGAAUGAGACCCCCAAGUUCUCCCCAUUUGUCCGGCCAAGUAUAGGCAAACCUACAAUAAGUCACGUCAAAAAAAAAACAUCUUAUAAAUUUUAGUAAUCGUAGCGGCACUAGCACAACAGUGAUUAUUUUAUUAUCUAUGGGUUUAAGCCCUAUUGGGUCAUAUAAAUAAUUAUAAAGAAAUUUAAGCGUGUAAUUGGCUAUUAUUUUUCGAAAUUUUUCUCCUUAGUAAUAUGAUAUGACUUGAUAUUAUUUGUACUUUGUAGUAGUAGAACGAAUAUUAUUGGAACUAAAGUUGUUUGUCUUAGAUUUCUAUGUGCACAGAGCUUACUUUGUAUAUAAAUGCAGUAGUGAUGUUAAUAUUGGUGCCGAUAGACAAAACUUAAUGUUAUUUUAGUCGGAUAGCUCUAAAAAUAGUGCCGUCCUUCUCUUACAUGAAUGCAAGACAGAGAUGAAGCUAGUUUUAGUACUAUCAAACUAAAUUAAAAUUAAGUUUGUGUGUGCAGGCAUUAUUAUUUAGGCAUUAUCCCAAGGUAUAAAAAACUCAUCUAAGAUUGACUUUCACUGUUUUUGAAAUAUAUUUACUUCAAGUUUUUCGAAUGUCAAAGAAAAGCAGCUAACUUCUUAUGAUGAGACGUAUGGACCAGAAAUUAAGCUGGUAUUUGCAUCUUGUUCAGAAUAAUCUGUAUUAUAUCCUGCGUAACACCAACAAGAUAUCUUGUAUGUACAAUUGUACAGUCAGUAAAUUCAGUAAUAUGUUUUACUUACUCUUAAAAGACACACAACUGCACUGAACUGAGAUACAUUAACUUGAUAACAUCCUAUAUAAUAUUCGACAUUCGUCAAAGUUAUUUCAACAUACAUUCCUAUUUAUAAAAGUAUCACUUCCAUAGCAUAGUUUUUCCGGUAUAAAUAUUUGACGUUUCUCUAUAAUUACCUUCGAUCAUAUUGCUGGUAGAUGCAGAGUUCCAAACAAAAAAACAAACAAAAUAUCGUCCUCGCGUCAGUUCUCAUGUAUAAGUACCUCUUUAAGUAUUUCGAAAAAGUCGGGAUUAUUCGAGUUAACUAUAAAAAAUCGGCGCGCGAAUUGAACGAAACGAGGCGCAUCACUGUUAACGCCUCCAUUUUAUACGCGGCAACAGUCCAUCAACCUAUAACAUAAUAAUAUUAUGAUCGAAGAUUAUUACGGUAACGAAAAGUCAUAAAUUGUUCUCUCGUAUAUUGAACAUAUUUGUUUGUAAAAAAUAAUUCCUCACGCAAUAAUUGUAUACCUAUCGACUUACGAAAACAUAUAAUAUAGUUUUAGGUAAGCUCUCUAAAUUCUAAAUUACUACAUGGACAACGCUAUAUCAUUAUUUAGACAAUAACAUUAUUGUAUAUCGAAAUUAUCAUUACAUAUGAAUAAUUAGGUUUCAUAAUAAUUUUGUUUUCCAAUAUUUAAAAUAGGUACUUAUGUUUAUGUUUUUUUUUUUAUUGUGAAUUAAUCCUCCAUAUUGCAUAAUAAAAUGUAGUUCCUAUACAAAAAUGGAAAUUUGAUUUUAAUUUUUUUUAUGUAUGAAAAAUAAUAAAAUAUGAUUAUGGCUACACUUGACACAAAACAUAUAUUGUUAAGUGCUAUUAUCUUUAACUGUCUUUGCCCUUUGCCAUGACUUUACUUGCCAUAUCAUCAAUACUACAAUCCCUUUUUUUAACUAAUACUUAAGUUGCUAAUAUAACAAACUUUUUAUUUUGAUCUCUAAUUCUAUGAGCGUAAGAAUAUAUUUAUUAUAAAUUGUAAUGAAUUUUAAAACACAAAUUGAAUAUAAUCGUGUUUAGUAUUAUGAUAAUGAAGAGAAAAUUGUAUAUGAGUAUAAGGAAGAUAUUAUUCUAUUGUGACUAACAUAAUAUAGAUUUUGUCUUUUAUUAUCGAACUUCAUUUAGUUUUCCUUGCGUAUUUCAAUAAAAUAUUGUUGAUAAUCGUUUGCUAAUUAAUGAGAAUACCUACUCAUUAAUGUUUGUUAACUAAAUAGGAGAUAAUCCUGAUAAAAUGAAUGCGAAAUUUCAAACAUUUUGUUGACAUUUUACCACAUGAUAACUUCAGGCCUAGACGAGAAUGAUUAUUUAGUAUCAGUGGUCAACACACUGCAGAUGUUCCCAAUACACACAUGACAUGACGUUAUUAUAUAGUAUUUCGAAAGCAAUGAAACUACUAUUUGUGUGAGAUAAUGCCGCCGGCAAUAAAUUUGUCUUCAGAAACCAAAUUGUCUAUCACACACACAUCAUCUUGUGUUGAGCUCUAAAUGCAAUUUUACCACCAAUCCUUUUAACAUUAUCAUUCCAAUUUUAACAUGUACCUCUCGUGUAAGUAGAAUGAUUUACUGUUUAGAUCGUCUCAUGGGUUUGAUAGAAAUUAUUUAGAAGUUACAUCGUAAAAAUAGCUUUAUAAAUACUGCGAUCAUGAUUUUAGAAUGCAGCAAAGUUAGUGUGCGCCGAAAUGUUGUUUUAGUCUCAUUUAUGGAAAUAAACAUUUUACAGAUGA
Molecule: messenger RNA, 8675 nt
Organism: Pectinophora gossypiella (pink bollworm)
Lineage: Eukaryota; Metazoa; Arthropoda; Insecta; Lepidoptera; Gelechiidae
Gene: GAPcenA
Product: rab GTPase-activating protein 1-like
Exons: 22
Coding region: 542-3646 (1034 amino acids)
Source: RefSeq, a predicted model, not a curated record